AGAGUUGAAGCCAAGAUGAGGUAUGGUCUUCAACUAUUCUGUGCUUGGACUACUACUCGGGAUUUUGGCCAGUGAUCCACACCUUUUUGUAAAAUGUUUUGAGAACGUUUUUCAUGUGCAUACUAGCUUCUGAUGUAGUGUGAGAUAUCCACAGGUGUGGAAAGUUGAUGAUAUGUGUAUGUUGUGUAACUGUGUAAGUUGUGACGAUUAUGGUAUGUAUAAGUAUGGUAUGUAGG
Molecule: messenger RNA, 236 nt
Organism: Linum tenue
Lineage: Eukaryota; Viridiplantae; Streptophyta; Magnoliopsida; Malpighiales; Linaceae
Source: the annotation of a GenBank genome assembly